Molecule: messenger RNA, 1365 nt
Organism: Porites lobata
Lineage: Eukaryota; Metazoa; Cnidaria; Anthozoa; Scleractinia; Poritidae
Source: the annotation of a GenBank genome assembly
AUGAGAGGAGUUUCAGAAACUGCAGUUGUGUUUUUAUUUUCCAUUUCCACUUUUGGCCUGGUUUAUGGAAAUCAUGUAUCUGGCAGGAUAGAAUGUGACCGAAAGUUGGUGUUAGUUUCCAAAUUUUGGUUCGCUGACGAUGUGGGACGGCUAGAUUUUAAAGUGAAAUACUCCACAACGAGCAAUUGCUGUCCAAGCCUAGCAUAUUACAACGACAAAUUUAACGACUGGGAAUCUGUUAACCAAAACAGCGACAUGGUCUGCCAGUCUAAGUUAAGCUACGCACAGGGAAUGUUCUCAUUUGAAAAUGCUACAACAGGAAAUAACAACUCAACUGAUCGAAGCUAUUCAGUCCAAUGCCACACCAACGGCGAUAGUUAUCUUCGGGUUUGCUCGGGGACACUUCGGGUUGACUUGGUAGAUAAUGGAUGGUGGUCCUUUGUCCUUAGUCACUGCAAUAGCACUCGAGGACUGAACAUUUCUUACGAGUUCAACUUUACAGAUGGGUAUUUUUGGAAUGCAGAUACAUCGACCAGGAGAGUACAAGACAUCUUUGAUAGCCACCUUAUAUCACUUGGCGGCUAUUUAGUUUUGUAUAUGGCUUCGUUUUACUUCGCUAGACAUCUUCAUCGAAGAGGCAUGUUACACCCAGCCUUCAAACUCUUCAUGACAAGUCUUGGAUUCAAGACCGGCGCUGUUCUAUUUGACUUUAUUUUCCACACUAACUACGUUCUGUCUGGAUUAGAACUUUCUCUAUUUACUAUCAGUGAGGUACUCCACGCGACAAGUGAAAUUAUUCUUAUUGUCUUGUUAAUUCUGCUAGUUUUCGGCUGGACAAUUACCAAGGCUCGUCUUAACGAAAGUAGACAAACCAAACUCAAAAUGUUUUUCUCGAGUUACACCUUAAUCUUUGGUAUUCUGUUUGUUCUUGAGCAGCGGCUAUUCUUUCCGGAAGUUCUUCAAAUUGCACGUCUGGGAAACGCAGUGUUAAGAUCGUUAGCAUGGGUUUUGUUUGUCUAUGGUACUAUUUCUACAAUCCGAGAAAACCCAGCAAAGCAACAAUUCUUUUUGUCUCUUAUGGUAUUCUUUUCUGUUUGGUUUCUCACAAAACCGGUCGCUUCUCUAGAAUCCGCUUUCUCUUCUGAGGAAUGGCUAAUCGCACUGAGAUUCCAUCGUCUGGAACCUAUCCUUUGCUUUAUUGGCUUCGGUUGUCUUCUUAGCAUUAUGGGGCCCAAACACUUUCCUUUUCAUGCUCGCACCAAUGGAGUAGGCCCACCGCAGGUGCAAAAUCCGCCGGUCACAUUUAAUGAGACCACAGGAUGGAACGAAAGUAACCGGACAUUUGGAACCCAACCAACGUACUAA